AUGAUAUCCAACUACGAUGUCUUGGAGGUUCUAGUAGAGAAACACGUAAAACACAUGAAGAAUUGUCUUCAACCAUUGUACGAAGAAAUCUUAGAUGCUGACCCUGAUAACGAGGACGACUCAGAGGUCAAGAAGUUAUAUAGAAAGAUCUCCAUUUACAUAUUACUUUCCAGUGGACUGGGGAAUCCAGGUGUUGUAAUGAAUCUAAAAGAAGGCAUAGCAGCUCUAGAAAGCGUAUUUAGCAUGCAAGAACUAUACCUGUGGGUGACGGCAACACGACGUGAUAAAAUGAAACAAGUGCAGGAGUUAUUCAAAAUCGUAUCAGGUGUUAGAUUAUUCAAUCGCGAUUGCAAUAAAGGGGGAGAUAUGAUUACGGACUUGCCAAUGGAUCUAACAGACUCGGCCAAAGCAUGCCUGUCAAUGCUGUCAAAUUCACUAAUCGGUGUGAUGCAACGUGUCAACAUGCUGACCACAGCAAUCGAAGGAUAUAUCUUCAUCGACCAGGAAACUGGAAAUGUUGUUCUGCAUGUACUUCCUGACGAGGAUGUGACUGAAGUCCAUUAUAAACAAAUGGUAGAGCUUUUGCUGUUCAAUCGUCAAUAUGAGACGUACACGCGUCGAUUACUGACCGACGUGGAUCGAAUAGUGUUGUAUAGCAAGGUCCUAGUGUCGUCUUACGAAGUGGCCUUGGCGGAUUUACAUUCGGCGGUCAAGUUCAAGAAUGCUGUACCUUGCGAGACCGUAUUUGAGCGCAUGAGUUUCAGUGUUACCUGUUCCGAAUAUUGUGAUGACGAUCGCAGUGAUUCUUUCGCGGGGUCUAUAACCACGUUUACAAGCUUCGUGCGUAAUACAGAUAGUCUGUUGACGCUCAAAGUGGAUAAACAAUUACAGUUCCUCGGUUUUUGUACCAUGUGUUUGUGCCAAGGGGCACUUGUAGCUAGCAACCUCAAAUUAGGACAGAUCAAAUACGAAGGACGUCGUUACGGAUUCUGUAGUAGCAGGAUGGCUAACAGAUUUGCUAAAGACCCACAGAGGUACAUAAACACAUUGCUAGAUUAUGCCAGAAAUAAUCCGCAAAUUAUCAUGUUCCUCCAAAUUAGAGCUGAAAUAGAGGCCGUUAGAGAUGUGGAUGUACUGAUUGUUAAAGAGGAUUUGAAAACUGUGGUUUUUGACAAGAAUAUACAGACGGAAACGCAUCCUUUGAAGGAUAACAUCGUCAGGGAAUACACAUGGAACAUCUGGGAGUGCAAGAGGAGAGCGAUAAAUAUGACAACCGUGGCCAAUUUUAAGACGCACUCUACUCAGACCAACCAGAGUCAUUACCGUUCUGACAUACACUGCCAGACCGCAGAACUUCAUGACAAGAACGCUCAAACCAAAAAGGAUGCUGCCAUAAUGACCACCAAGUGCAACUACUACUUGUGGGGUAUCAGAGGACAGAGGGGGCUUGGGCAACACAUGAUGGAUCAAAGGCUCCCGCAUUACAAAGACAAAUUGAAACCGAUCCCAAAGAGUGUGUGUGUCGAUAUGAAAAGGGUAGACAGACUAGAAGAAGAAGAAGAAGAAGAAGACUAGAAGAAAAGAAGAGAGGGACGACAGGCGCAUGCAUGAAAAUGCUAAAAGAAUUAACCAAGCUAUACUUCAAUAAAUUGUAACUUAGUUACUCAACCUUACUAUUUCCGAAGGGAUUCAUCAGUGCGUAAGCGCGUAGUGGUGUAGCUAGCGUCGAUUUCCCCUUAACAUUUUGUAUAAUUACUAGUAAUCUGUAGCAUUGUACCCAAAGAACAACGUUUAGUGGGGAAAUUUCCAUAUAAAUUAUUCACUGUACUGUAGACAGUAUUGUCUAAUUUAUAUAUAUGGUAACAAGUUGCAAGUUUCGAUGCAAGUUCGUUUUAAUUUACUCGAGUAUAAUUUCUUUUCAAGAGCAGAACCUACUUAGUUUUUAAUUGUGUCAAGUUCACAGUUUCAAGAGCAGAACCUACUUUAAUUUUUAAAAUAAGGUUUAAAGUUCUACUUUCCUUUGUUACUUGACUCGAGGAGGAAUCAGAGGUGAUUAAUGCUCUGGCCACACAAAGGUGGCCGCGGAAGCGUUGCCUGAGCAUAAUAGAUUACAAAUGCACCUUAAUAAAGUAAUUCCAUACCAGUAGCGAAUAUCACGUACUAUAUACCUGUACAGGCCUUAAUUCAUCGUAGUGUCAACUAUAAUUCACCUUAAUAAUACGGCGGAAUAUAAUUCUGUGCUCUAUAUUGGACCCUAGGCCAUUGUUUUAGUGUUACUUUUAAUUUAAUUUAAACUUAACUUAUUUAUGUUAGCAUUUAAUAAAAUGUACUCAACAUUUUCUUACGUGUUUUAAUAUACAAAAUGUAUACUAUAGUUGUAGCUUAAACAUACUAACAUAAUUAUAGAUCAAACAUAGUUUAUUCAAUAGUAAAGAAAGAGUUUUAUAUCAGGCCCUAUACUCGCGUUCUCCGUCCGACACAAUUAUAGUCAAAUAAGACGCAUGACGCGAAUGAAGUUUCUUAUUUGUCAUCAUCUUCUGAUUUAAUCGAGUUUUACUUAUUUAACAGUAAUUGUUUCGGAUGCAGAACGAAAGUAGUGCCUGG
Hyposmocoma kahamanoa is the source of this 2604-nucleotide messenger RNA. Its product is annotated as cilia- and flagella-associated protein 206-like. Gene Ontology annotation, biological process: regulation of cilium beat frequency. Bases 1 to 1575 code for a protein of 524 amino acids. The transcript has 10 exons. Lineage: Eukaryota; Metazoa; Arthropoda; Insecta; Lepidoptera; Cosmopterigidae. The record is from RefSeq and is a predicted model, not a curated record. Gene Ontology annotation, cellular component: axoneme; ciliary basal body.